CGAAGAUUGCCGAAGAAGCCCGAACGAGAAGCGGUGCUGUCCGGAACAUCCGGCAGCUUAAAACAUAAACAGCAAUGGCGGAAGCAGCUGCAUCGUCCACAGCGGCCCCAGCGAUACCAGGAGGUUGGACCAAACACGUAACUUGCAGGUAUUUUUUGCACGGUCUAUGCAAAGAAGGCGACAACUGUCGAUAUUCUCACGACCUGACCAACAGCAAGCCGGCCGGAGCCAUGCUUUGCAAGUUCUACCAGAAGGGAAACUGUGCAUUCGGGGACCGGUGCAGGUUUGAACAUCUUAAUCCAUCAAAAGAUGAGCCGCCGACCCCCGAGUCAUUGCCUUCAACCUCCGGAGCCAGCCGGCCUGAUCCAGAGCUCAGUGGGCCCACCGGUGGUCUUGAGGCACAAGAUUGGGUCAAUGCUGCGGAAUUUGUGCCUGGGCAGCCGUACUGUGGACGUGCGGAGUCCGCCAAGGUGCGCAACUCCGUCCCACUCAUCGAGGAGUUUGACAGCGAGACGGCGCGCGACGACAAAGAGCUGAUCAAGGAACUGUGUCCGUACGCCGCCGUGGGCGAGUGCCGCUACGGCCUCAACUGCGUCUAUCUCCAUGGCGACGUGUGCGACAUGUGCGGCUUGCAAGUGCUCCACCCCACCGACAACAACCAGCGCUCGGAGCACACCAAGGCGUGCAUCGAGGCCCACGAAAAAGACAUGGAGAUCUCAUUCGCCAUCCAACGCAGCAAGGACAUGAUGUGCGGCGUGUGCAUGGAGGUGGUUUUCGAGAAAAGUAACCCGAGCGAGCGCCGCUUCGGCAUCCUCUCCAACUGCAGCCACUGCUACUGUUUAAAGUGCAUCCGUAGGUGGCGAAGCGCCCGGCAGUUUGAGAGCAGAAUCAUCAAAUCUUGCCCGGAAUGUCGGAUCACAUCUAACUUUGUCAUCCCGAGCGAGUUCUGGGUGGAAGAGAAAGAGGAAAAGCAGAAACUCAUCCAGACAUACAAGGAAGGCAUGGGGGGUAAACCGUGUCGAUAUUUCGACGAGGGCCGCGGAACAUGUCCUUUUGGCUCCAACUGUUUCUACAAGCACGCUUAUCCUGACGGGCGUCUGGAGGAGGCUCAGCCUCCGCGGCGGCAGACCGGGUCCAACAGCAGAAACCGGAACUCACGACACACGCGCCUCUGGGACAUUCUGGACGAGAGAGAAAGCGGCGACUCGUUCGACAACGACGACGAGGAGAUGGUCACGUUCGAGCUGAGCGAGAUGCUCCUCAUGCUGCUCGCCGCCGGCACCGACGAAGAGGUGACCGACUCUGAGGACGAGUGGGACUUGUUUCACGAGGAAUUGGAUGAUUUUUACGAAAUUUACCUAUAGCUUCAACCAAUCCCAUCCCUCCCUUCCCCACAUACUCUAUCUCCCAAUCCUCAUAUUAUAUAUAUAUAUAAAUUUAUAUAUAUAUAUAUCUUACUAAAUCCUAGAAUGGACUGUCUUGUGUGAGUGAUGGACAGUAGUUCCGCCCCCUCAUCUAAACUUGUAUUGUGGCAGUGCCUUUAAGCAGGCCAUCAAUAAAUGAACUUAAAAAAAGGAAAAAAAAACUGCACCAGUGCUGAAAAAGAAAAAAACAAAAAAAAACAAAAAAUGUUUUCUAAAUCCCUGUGACUUAUCCCUUCCUGUCCAAGCAAAACAAAAAAAGUAACAAAACUUUAUUUGGGCGUCGGUUUCACAUGUCGAUCACCUCCCAGGGUUUGUACAUAUGCCUGCCACUCAUUGAAGACGCACAUCAUCUUACCACUUAUUCCAAUUGUGCCAGGCAUGUUGUAAGAUUUGACCCUCCUGCCUUUUAUCGAAGCUGUUUAUGUAUUGCGCUAUUAACCACCACAGCCACGAUCUCGGUGUACUCAGUAUUGACUGUAUCACCAUAAUUUGUUUAUUUGUUGUUCCAUCACUGAUCAAGAGGCGUGUCUAUCACAACGCUCAACUGUGGGUUUGUUAAACCCGAUACCCAUCCGUUUGCACCUUAAAUCACUGAGCAGCUCACAAGCGAUAUGAACUUUAAAUGCCUCCGCCCGACCCGACCCCAUCAUUUCAUUUAAGUGCAAUAUUCUGCUAUCUACUGACUUUAAAUGUUGUAAUGAACUUAAAAGAGGGAGGGUGUCCUUACUCCAAUUCAGGCUAAAAGUACAACGGGGGAAGGGGACGGAGGGGUAGGGGCCACUUUUGGGCUUUAUUGGCCAUAUUUUUAUCAUACACGUUUGAACUGUACUCGUGAAAUGUUUCUCCGCUCCCUCGGUAGCCGGUUACGACCUGUUGAACUCUGUUGGAAUGCAUAUGUUUAUACUGAAAUGUGUGUUUUCUAUGUUCCACGGCCAUCCAUCUUAACUUGAAAUUAAAAGUUUAUUAUCAAUA
This is a messenger RNA of Corythoichthys intestinalis (scribbled pipefish), 2396 nucleotides long. RefSeq names its product makorin, ring finger protein, 1 (gene mkrn1). The record is from RefSeq and is a predicted model, not a curated record. Gene Ontology annotation, biological process: protein polyubiquitination. The transcript is spliced from 8 exons. Gene Ontology annotation, molecular function: ubiquitin protein ligase activity; metal ion binding. Bases 75 to 1364 code for a protein of 429 amino acids. NCBI's taxonomy places the organism in Eukaryota, Metazoa, Chordata, Actinopteri, Syngnathiformes, Syngnathidae.